AUGCUUUGGCUUCUUGCCUUGUUUAUGGCUCUGGCUUCAUGCUCGCCAGUUCUCCAACCUCUGGUACAGGAGCGUGGCCUGACAUGCGUCGGUUACCGCGGUGCCCCAGCCGAACUCCCCGCCAUCAGCAUCGAUCUUCGCGGCGACAUCGAAGCCCACGUCUUUGAUGGCGCCACUCCCACUCUUUCACAGCUUCCUUUGAACACUUGGGCCGGUUCGGCUCGUGAUCACCGCCUGGAGUACCGCGCCUGGAGAACCACUGGCCGCGACGGUAUCUUCAACGUCCAUCUCGAGGUCCAAGUUACCGGCUAUGCCAACGUUUUCGUCAACUUUGGUGCACAGUCUGACCGCGGUAACGGCGAUCCCGGCCUGUCUCGUGUCGACAACGGCUUAGCUGUUGGUUCUGGCUCGAACCCAUACCCAAGGCGAAGUACCUUCAGCAUGGCUCUCGGUACCAUUCACCGGAACAUCAACUAUAACCUUGUCGGAAACUGGAGACUCUGA
Colletotrichum paranaense is the source of this 504-nucleotide messenger RNA. RefSeq names its product histidine permease. The record is from RefSeq and is a predicted model, not a curated record. NCBI's taxonomy places the organism in Eukaryota, Fungi, Ascomycota, Sordariomycetes, Glomerellales, Glomerellaceae. The coding region runs from base 1 to 504 and encodes 167 amino acids. The transcript has 2 exons.